Molecule: messenger RNA, 3237 nt
Organism: Wallemia ichthyophaga EXF-994
Lineage: Eukaryota; Fungi; Basidiomycota; Wallemiomycetes; Wallemiales; Wallemiaceae
Exons: 13
Coding region: 1-3237 (1078 amino acids)
Biological process (GO): mitochondrial RNA 5'-end processing
Cellular component (GO): mitochondrial envelope; mitochondrion
Source: RefSeq, a predicted model, not a curated record
AUGAACAAGGUGGUGAAUAGCAGAGCUAGGCGUCUGAUAGCGCGCAGGCGAGAUUAUACAGCUGCGGUGUCCCUAAAAUUAUCAGACAAACUUCGCUCGUUGCAAGAAGAUGGCAGCAGUAGUGAGGCUAGUGGCAGUGGCAGUUGCAGUGGCAAUGGCGGCGAUAUUCAAAUUAAACCCUCGAUUGUCCCUCAUUUGCACUAUAUCGAUGAUAAUCUGCCUUCCGGUUUUUCACAUACAUCAAGAGCAGCACCACAGAGAAGGAAGAAGGAAGGCGUGUUUAGACCACAGGAAAACGAAAAGCGCUUCGACUUUAAUCCUCUUAAAUCGAAUCACAUUAGCGGCGUUAAAGUUGAUCAACCACGCAUACCCACUCUCGUAUCAGCUCUUCAGCGAGUACUAUUCCAGCCAUCGCAUCCAGUCUGGCUUCGAUGUCCCCGAACCGGUGUAUACAGCUUUCCUUCACAUUUGGAGGAUAUUAAUCCUCCAGAGGAAUUCGCAUUCGAUAGACUACCGCCAUAUAUGACGAGUUCUAAAGACAAAGAUCUUAUUGAUCUGACAAAGAAGCAAAACUGCCGCUACCUUGGAUCUACAUCUAGUAUGACUAGCGUGCUUUCCCAUAUACACUUCUUGUUGACUAAUUGGAAACCUGUCAACUAUGAAUCUUUAUCGGAAGGGUUUCAAGGACUUCCAAACGACUUUAGCUAUGCAAAUAAACUCCCAGCUGCAAUAAUACUUCGCAAAAUAGACGAUGCAUCGACAGAUAGUGAAAACAAACCGGUUUACGCUAUAGACAAAGAUAAAAGCUACGAUGUUGAAGAAGAUAAUGUGCUUCUUUGGGUUGGGACGCAGUUAGAAAAGCAACUAACUAUGGAUCCUGAGGAAUUCAGCGGUUUACUACGCACUAAUCCAAUGACUAGUGCGGUUGAGAAGAAAAUGAAUGAAAGGGAGGCCUACCAUUACUCUAAGGCUAACAAGAUAUUGAUGCGAUCGCAACUCGACGGAUUUGACACAAGAUUGCCUCGCAAAACAUUUGACAUCAAAACUAGAGCUGUUGUGGCUGUAAGGCAGGAUAUCCUGAAUUACAAAGCCGGUGCGGGAUACAACAUCAAGAAGUCACGUGGACUGUUUGAAUCGUUCGAACGCGAGUACUAUGAUAUGGUUAGGAGCUCAUUCUUGAAAUACAGUCUACAAGCACGUAUCGGAGCUAUGGAUGGAAUUUUCGUUGCUUAUCAUAAUACACGCCGCAUCUUCGGCUUCCAAUACGUACCGCUUGAGGAGAUGGAUGAGAGACUACACGGGUCUACUCUAAUGGCUACACAGUCUUUUAAACAUUCGGUUGGCGUGUUGGAGAAUGCUUUAGACGAGGCCACAUCCCUCAUACCGAAUGAGACACUGAGUAUAACUUUCGAAACCCGAGAGGGAGAGCAGUUCAUGAGUGUGUAUGUUGAGUCAGCUGAAGACACACGUCCAGAUAAAGCUACGUAUGUAAUCGACUACGAAGUCGAGUCAUUUUUGGACAACAAAAAGGUACCUAAGGACAAGCAUGUAGAUUUCACUACUGUAAAAGGAGAAGAUCCGACUUGGACAAUCAGAUUGACUAGUCGGACAUCGACACUCAAACAAGUGGAAAAUGUGAAGGCUAAACUAUCACAAUCGAGGGAGUCGCUGGUUCUUAUGAACUCUGUAGUAUUGCCACCUGGCAUGAGCGCAAAGGAUCUCAUGAAACUGAGAGAAGAAAGGCGUACAUGGAAUUCACCGAUGGCUAGCGCAGAUGAGGGAGACAGAAGGCUGAAGGACAUUGAGGAAGAGAGAGAAGGGUACAUCAAGGAAAAGUUUAGUCAGCAUGGAGACCCCUCAAGUCAAAAUUUGACAGAAGAUCAGUCAGAAAGUUUAGAACAGAUAAAAAGGGAUGGAGAGAGAAUGGUGAAGGAGAAGCUGAAUGAGAAGCCGAAUGAGAGAAAGGAUGAUGGAGCAUCAGUAAGGCAACGGAAGCCAAGCUCAUUGGUUCGACAACUUCGGAAAUUGUCCAAGGCGGGGCUAGAGGAGCAAUCGAUGAUGAAAUCAAAGUUCGGAGAAGAACGCGUGAAAAGAAAGCUCAAGUUUAAGCCAACGGAUAGACCACCACCACCAAAGCACGCUAAUUCCACAGACGCGUACAAGGCGGCAUUGAAGGAUGUCGUUAGCGUCCAGGGAAAGCCUCUGCCAUCGCCAAAGCUCCCACAGCAAACUUCACUUCCGCUGUCGAGAUCACGUACGCACGACGAUUCCAACCACUUGACCGUUCCAGAUAGCACAGCAAAGCGAUCAGCCAAAAUGAGCAGAUCGAAUACGACGAAUUCAAAGCCAGACAAGAAGCCUGGAAAGCAUUUUGAUGUAAUUGAUAGCUGGGAUGUCACCGCAGUUACAGGAUCAGCCCUCUGGCACCACGACAGUCCAUACGAUGCAGCAUCACCUUCACGUAACAACCACAAGAAAGCACCUGUUAAGGCGUUCGAUGCGCAGAUGUUGGCUGAGUCGCAGCACGUCAAGCCUGUUGAAACAGAGGAAGAGAAGGAGGUGAGAAUUAGAGAGGACAAGAAGAAACGCAAUCCAUUGUUAGAGGUUUGGGGAAAGCAUGAAGAGGAGCCCUGGGAGGCUUUCAGCGCAGGUGCACCAAAUCAGCCAGCAGGCAGGUCACAUAUGCAUAGCAAUUAUCAAGAAUCACCUCUUCUGCCAGCCAAGCCACAGAGAAAACCAAGCUCGAGAAUACCUCCACCACGCCCAAUACAGCUGGGCGAGGAGAUCGACCCUGACAAGCCCAUUCAAUGGUCUGGCGGAUCUAGAAGACGCGCGACGGUGGGAACGGGUGACACUAUCAAUCGCAGUCAGUCUAUUUUGCAGAGGUGGAGAUCUAGCAGAAAGUCGCCUAAGCAUGGUCAGAAUCAGAGUCAGAGUCAGAGUCAGAACUACAGUACAAAUUCGAGCGCGAGUCACACACCUUCCAUAUCACCAUCUCCAAGUGCUUACGAUAAGGAUCUGCCUAAACCUCCAACAGCGGCAGCAUCACCUUCAUCUCCUGCAAGCAAGAAGACGGCAACACCACCACCAGUGAGUUACACUAACUCUGCCAACUCGCCAAAGAAAGACAAGGAGAAUGAUGGACAACCAAUGAUCACAAGAAAGAGAAGCUUGAUGGAUAAAGUUAGAGGGUUGGGUAAGGGUGUCAAGACGCGUUCAAGGGACGUGACUAACUGA